GCGAAUCGCGGCUGAAAAAGGUGAAGGUUGUGGGCGUGAUUUUCAUAAAAAGCAAGCUAAAAAAAGUUGGUGUUUUUUGAAAAGAAAAAGAAGAGAAUGGGGAAGAAGGUAUGGGUGGAGAUUUGCCUGAUCUCCGGUCGAGGCCUGCGGCGAUCUUCAUCAUCUCUGUGGAAGCUCCAAUGGUAUGCCGUGGGAUGGGUUCAUCCCGACCACAAGUACUGCACCAAGAUCGACGCCUCAGGAACAUCCAACCCCCUUUGGAAGACUGGCUUUUCCACGUCGCUUGAAUUGGAUGAUCCAGACUUAGACUCGGCCCUUCAUGUUCAGGUUUACAGCCGCGACCCCUUCUUCCUCCGAGAGUCGCUCUUCGCCUCUGCAACUGUUCCUUUCAAGGAGUUUUUGGAGAAAUAUAGACCUGAUUCUCCGGUUUAUGAGGUGGGCAGCUUCCAGUUGAGGAAAACCAACUCUAGCAAGUCUCUGGGAUUCGUCGAUGUGUCUAUUCGGAUCUCGCAGCACAGAGAAGAAGAAGAACACGCUGCUUCCUCAUAUCUAGGUGGUGAUGAAGGGUUCAACUUGGACAAUCUUAGUGGUGCACCUGCUUUGGACAAAGGCAAAUCCCACCAAACAGAAAACAACUAUCAGACUCCCAGCACCAGCAGGGCAAGUCACCAGCCACCGCCACAGCCCCUGUCUAAUGUGGGAUACAUUCCCAACUUCUUCCCCGUCACAAGUAGCUACGCGAACACGCCAACUGUGGCAGGGCGUGGGGUCGGAAUGGGACUAGGGGCCGGAGCAUUGGCCGCGGGUGCAGUCAUCUUUGGAGAUGAUCACAUGCCAUCUUAUCCUCCUUUCUAGGAUUUCAUACUUAUUGAAAAUGUUUCUAUUUAAAUCAAACUCCUUCAGCAAAUCUGAAUAUGAUACACAAACUAAUGAAUUUAGAGUUGAUCAA
Molecule: messenger RNA, 949 nt
Organism: Salvia splendens (bonfire salvia)
Lineage: Eukaryota; Viridiplantae; Streptophyta; Magnoliopsida; Lamiales; Lamiaceae
Product: Calcium-dependent lipid-binding (CaLB domain) family protein
Exons: 2
Coding region: 97-855 (252 amino acids)
Source: RefSeq, a predicted model, not a curated record